AUGAAAAAAUGGAAUCAAAAGCUUCCAACAUUGAAUUUUAUUGACUCUAAAAAUAGAGAAUAUAUUAAUGCUGUUUCUAAAUUUUAUAGAAAUUCCAAAAAUCUUUUUAAUCGUCCUGAGCAGCGUGAGAUGUCUUUUCUUGGCCGUCAGACAAAAGUUCAGGUAAAUAAAAAUAUUUUUGUGCUUUUCUAUUACGCAUUUAUGAGGAAUAACUGUUUGAAAAAUUCGGCCAUUUUUAUCCUUCCCUAUAAAUUUUAUCGGUUUCCAUUUUGGGAGUUUUCCCCCUCUUUAUUUAUACGGGAAAGAUUUUUGUUGUAUUUCAUUUUUUUUCCUAUACCCCCGGAAAUUUUAUCUUCAAAUUUUUAUCCUUUUUUAAAUUAA
This is a messenger RNA of Meloidogyne enterolobii, 381 nucleotides long. The record is from the annotation of a GenBank genome assembly. NCBI's taxonomy places the organism in Eukaryota, Metazoa, Nematoda, Chromadorea, Rhabditida, Meloidogynidae.